Messenger RNA from Sabethes cyaneus, 4455 nucleotides. RefSeq names its product patj homolog (gene Patj). The record is from RefSeq and is a predicted model, not a curated record. Lineage: Eukaryota; Metazoa; Arthropoda; Insecta; Diptera; Culicidae. The coding region runs from base 131 to 2884 and encodes 917 amino acids. The transcript has 3 exons. Gene Ontology annotation, molecular function: protein binding.
AAACUGUUUAAUUUGCACGUAAACACUCUGAAAAAGGUGAAAAUUCUAGGAAAAAUUGAAAAAUUGGAUUCGUAAAAUCCAUACGGAUGUCGUACAAGUGAAUCUGGCUUCGCAUAAACGGGCAGCCAAAAUGCAUCUAUCUCAGGAUGUGUCCAGCGCGCUGCAGCAGAUCGAAUUCGUCAAGCAGACGGUAGAGGAAAUGGAUUCGAGUAAGCUGCAGCUAAAUGUGAUGGACGAUCUGAAGCUGGUUAUUGAUCUGCUGCAAGAUCCGGUUUUUCGCAACAUUGUCCAAAUUCAGGACUCGUUGGCUGAGUUGAACCAUCAGAUAACGCAACAUCCGUCGAUUCUGCCCGGAGAUUUUGAUAUUGCCAACAGUGGCGAAUUGGUGCUGAAUGUUCCGCCAGCUUCGGAUUUGUUUGCCGAAUCCGAUUUUCCGGACGAGCAGCGUGUACCGUCAGCACAGAUUUCACCCGGAAGUCCAGCUCCGCCAGCAGUACAGUCGCAAUCGCAGCAAAAGUUGAUCCUAAUGGAACAUCCGUUGCAGAGUAAUCAGCAAGGACUGCUGCAGGCACAGCCAUUGCAUCCAGCUCCUUUGAAACGAACGAACGAGCUCAUGGAUGUGUCUGGAGAGAACCGUCAGCAGCACGAUACUCAAGAAGAUUCACUCAUCCAUCCGGGUUUGUACGAUACACCAAAACCUGCCGUGGAUGCCGCGGAACCUGCUGAAUGGUCGCGAAUCUUAGAUAUCGAAUUGGUUAACGAUGGAACCGGGCUGGGAUUCGGCAUCAUCGGAGCUCGUGCCACCGGAGUGACAGUGAAGACUAUUCUGGUCGGUGGUGUGGCGGAUCGCGAUGGAAGACUGCAGUCUGGUGACCAGAUUUUGCAGAUUGGGGAUGUCAAUUUACACGAAAUGGUAUCCGAACAGGUUGCUUCGGUUUUGCGGCAAUCUGGAACGCACGUUCAACUGGUUGUUGCCAGACCAAUCGAUGCAAGCAACGGUGCUAUUGAAGAGUUCGAUAAUUCGGCUAUCGUCCCUACGGUUUUGUUGUCAAAUCCUUUGAAGCUAAAGCAAUAUCUGGCCGACUCCGGAUAUCCGGAGAUUUUUAGCGUUUAUUCAGUCGGUAAUUUGGACAAGGACGCAUUUGACAAGGACAGUCCAAUCGAUUUUCCGGAGACUGAAGUUUUCACUGUGGAACUGAUAAAGGAUCAGAACGGUUUGGGUAUCACGAUUGCCGGUUACGUUUGCGAAAAGGAAGAAUUGUCUGGAAUUUUUGUGAAGAGUGUCUCGCCAGGAAGCGCGGCAGAUUUGAGUGGAAAAAUUCAGGUUAAUGACCGAAUCAUUGAAGUAGACGAUCAAUCACUGCACGGCUUUUCGAAUCACCAAGCCGUUGAUGUUCUGAAGCAAAGCGGCCAUGUAGUUAAACUAUGUUUAGAGCGCUACCUGCGCGGUCCAAAAUAUGAUCAGUUGCAGCAGGCCAUAGCUGCCAAUGAGAUGAAACCUCCUACGCCGGCUACACCGCCACCCGCACUUCCUAUUGGUGGUACCGAUUUAUCUAAGUAUGGGAACAAUAUAUUGGAUAUUGUUCCCCGAACCGCUGGAGUUGAUAAGCGUAAUUUUUACGACGAAGAUGACGACGACAAUCUCAUGAUGAUGGGUGAUCCGGAUCAACAGCUGGAAACAAUGAUGGCACACAAGAAGCUUGCUCGUGCCAAGGAUUCUAUUGAAAGUCAAGAGUAUCGAGAGAAAAUGAAGGAUGCCUCUAUCAUCCCUCCGCCGGUGUUAUCUUCUGGAGAGGCAGAUUUGGAUUUGUUGCUGGCAGAUAACUCUGCCUUGGGGCUCGUCAAGCACGGUAAACAGCGCAGUUCGCUCAAGAUAACACAGGAGACGGAAGCUUUUAUCGUAAAAAAAUGGAACAACAUUCUGGGCGCGAAUAUAAAAAUAAUUGUUGCAAAUAUCCGAAAGUUUAACGCCUGCAGUGGACUGGGUAUUUCUUUGGAAGGAACGGUUGAUGUCGAGGGAGGCAAGGAAGUACGACCGCAUCAUUACAUUCGAUCGAUUUUGCCAGAAGGCCCGGUAGGGCAGAACGGACUAUUGCGCUCCGGCGAUGAACUGCUAGAGGUCAACGGACAGCGGCUUCUCGGAAUGAACCACUUGGAGGUGGUUUCUAUUCUGAAGGAACUGCCGCAAGACGUGUGCAUGGUGUGCGGUCGUGGUGAUCAGGAAAUGUUGCAAUUCACUGAGGAAGCAUUGAUUAGUACUUUGGAGGAAGAGGUAGCAAAGGGCAGAGCCAGUGCCAGCGGCGGCGGCAGUGGAUUGCAGAGUAGUCUGACACCAUCGGAAAGACUAGUUAAGGCCAAGAGUGAUGGUAGUUUGGCCACAACGGGCGGUACUAAUGAUGGGUUUUCAAAGAUCAAAUCUAGAAGCUUGGAACCACUGACUGGGUUAGCCAUGUGGAGCUCGGAGCCACAGAUAAUUGAGCUGGUCAAAGGGGAACGUGGGCUUGGGUUUUCUAUUCUGGAUUAUCAGGAUCCACUGGAUCCGAACGACACUUUGAUUGUUAUUCGGUCGUUGGUUCCAGGAGGAGUUGCACAGCUGGACGGCAGAUUGAUUCCAGGUGAUAGAUUAUUGUUUGUGAAUGACACUGUUCUGGAGAAUGCCUCGCUAGAUCAAGCUGUCCAGGCAUUGAAAGGUGCUCCAAAAGGAGUGGUUAGGAUUGGAGUUGCGAAACCGUUACCGAUGCAAGAUUCUUCGAUAACACCGUUCGAGGAUAAAGAUAACGAUGUGGUAGGUGGCAAUUCAGGAUAUGCAGCUAACGAAAUUUCGGGACGAAAUGCUUCCGGUACUAUGUUAUCUAUGAAUAAACCGGAUAUUAUAAUGGAAUGAGUACGGUUAGUCAUAAGCAGAGAUGAAUUUCAGCGCUGUUCGACAUUAUUUAGGCAGCUAACGGAUCUUUUGCAAUUUAUCGAAAGUGUUAGUUCGUUUGCAAACGACAAACAUUUGGUUUAGGUUUCGAUUUCUUGGGGAAAUCGUUGCCGCAAUGUCUAUUGUUCAAACGAUAGCUCUCAAAUUAUACGCUGUUAUUCGUAUUCAUCAAGGCGCGUAUCUGCCACCGGCGUAGGAUGCAAGCAAAACCCUACCUUACCCGGUAUGCUUAUUUGUGUUGAGUUUUCAUCGAUUAUCGACAAUUAGAUGUAAAAGUUUUACACUCCAGAACAUCUUUACUUACCACUCCUCAUCCGACAUCCAAUCUUAUCGCUUAGUUUGAUAUUCCGCUUUCUGUUGUAAGCACUUUUCGAGCACUUUCCAGCUUCCAUAAACGUUUUUCUUUUUAUCUAUGUAUAUCAGAUCAAAUCAGCGUUUGUCGAUGGUCCUUCGGGACAGUAAUAAAAGCGCUUUCGCAGUUCAAUGUACAUCAGUAACUAAAAUUUGCCACCAAAUGCGAUACCGUAUACUACAUUCUUUAUACAAAUUCCAAAUAUGGUAUGAGAUCAUCACAUCACCUCUCGUAAAGCAUCAAACAUUCGUGUCACAUUCAGUUUCAGUUUUGUUACAACCCAUUGGCCCAUUUUUGUAUCUGUCAUGAUUUGCGCUUUGAAUCGAAAGAAUCCACGAAUUCGUUUCUGACUUAUGACGUUAAUUGGAAAUGAUGAAUAAAAUCUACCAAAACAAUGAAAGCAAAAUAUGCAAUCAACUGAAGAAAAAAAAGUUGUCCAAAUUAAUUAUUUGCGUAGAGUGUUCUACUCUACGAUAAAAAAUUUGCUGGACCUAGGAUGUGUCGGUGUUUAGAGCAACAAUAAAAAAGAAGCAAAACAUAACUACAUGCAACUGCCGAGUAGACAAAAGUAGAAUUUCGCUCGUAGUGAACAGAUCUGACUAAUUAACGGAUCAGUUUCUUCGGAAGUAAGCUUCCACGUAUGCAGCUUAGAGCAGUGCGAGUAGAAUAGUCCAUUAGAGAAUUGAACCCAACGUUUGACUACAAGUUUAACAAAUACGAAGCUCAGCUCGAUCGAUGAUAUUUUGUAUAGAGGAAAGAAAAACGUUACUUGAUCAAUUAUUUCUUGUGAACAAUCAGCUUAGUUAGAAUAUAUGGAAUUUAUCCAACCCUGAACUUAGUAUUGCUCAUUCCCUCCCAUUGCUCAGAUAGAAAUAUUGAUAGAAUGGUGGUGGUUUAAUGGAACAAAUUCGAAUAAGAAAAAAAUUAUAUCGUGAAAAAAUUUAUUUCCACCCUUGCACUAAACAAAACACCAAUCUCUGUCGCUGAAGUAAUAUGUUAAGCAAUAUUCCUACAAAAAUAGUUUUCAGAUUUGUUUUUUACAAUCUGGAAAGCAAAAGUUCCGUUUGUUACAAAAUAAUUAUGUGCAGUGUUUAGUUUAUUAAUUCACUAAUGGUAGUGACUUACAGAUUUUAUCAUCAUGAAGUAUUUAUCUUAUUAUAUUUUACUUAAAAUUUCAUAU